AUGUCAUCUCCCACAAUUAGACUCCUGCCCCGUCAUCUACGGCCUCGUACCCACCAAUACAAUCACGUAAUUCCCGCCUUCCUCUCCGCCCAAUCCUUCCAUUCCUACGAUCGCCCCUCACCCUCCGAUUCACCCUUCCCACCUACGGAAACAAGCAUCCUCCGCGCCUCUCUCCCACAUAUCCCGACUCAUGGUUUUACUCUCGACACCCUCUCUCUCGGCGCCCAAGAUGUCGGUUAUAUACCUGCCGCCACGAAUCUUUUCCCCAAGGGAGCUUUCAGUCUCGCACACUACCAUCUAUACAGUCAAAGACUAGCUUUGAAGAAUCAUACUGAGCUCAUUGCUCCACCCCCGGAAACCGAAGGCAGCGAACCACCAAAGGGGGUAGGGAAAAGAGUCAAGGCCCUAACGUGGGAGAGAUUGAUGGGAAAUAAAGAUGUGAUUCAUAAAUGGCAGGAGGCGCAAACUCUCCUCACCCUCCCCACCAAUCUCCCCACCUCCCUCCGCGAACUUCACGCCCUCUCCGACGAUAUCUGGUUCCUGGCCGGAGACAUCUCUAUCGAUACUUCUUGGUACACCAAGCGUGCUUCACUCUCCACCAUCUACGCCGCUACCGAGCUAUACAUGACGACUGAUAAAUCCGACGGGUUCAAAGAAACUCGGGGGUUUUUGGAGAGGAGGUUUAGGGAUUCGCAGACGCUGGGGGGGAUUGUGGGGGGAAUUGGUCAGUGGGUGGGUUUUACGACGAUGGCGGGGAUUAAUGUUUUGAGGAGUAAGGGGGUUAGGGUUUAG
Messenger RNA from Sclerotinia borealis F-4128, 792 nucleotides. The record is from the annotation of a GenBank genome assembly. Lineage: Eukaryota; Fungi; Ascomycota; Leotiomycetes; Helotiales; Sclerotiniaceae.